AUGUCUCUCUGUGUGUAUUUCUACACAGGAAGUGUAGAUGCACCACCCAUUGAAGAACACUUCCUCAAUUUCCUGGCACAGUUCUCUAGUGAUGAGAAUAACGAACCUCAACAACCCAGAAGCCGGGCCGAUGACAUCCUGCAGCCCCGAGAAAGCAUCAAAGCAUACAAGAAGCAAGUAGAUCACACCAAGGAAGCACCAGAUCCACCAGGAAUUAUUCCUUCAGAAUCAGGAGCUCAGCUGGACAUCGGGGAACGAGCAGAGAAAGAGAAAGUCACACCCCCCUUUGUGAGGCUGAGGAGACUGGCGUUGAAGGAAGACCCUUCCCCACGUCCAGAGAGGGGAAAGGAGUUAGAUACCCCAAAUAUUCAGUGGGAAGUGGUGAAGGAUCGACGGUCUUGGCUCCAAGUCUUGGAUAUCUCAAAACCACAAAGUGGUAAGGUUGGACAUCUGGAAGACACAACCAUACCUGGCCUGCGAAGACUAGGUGAAACCCGGAGGGAGUCGAGACAGGAGACCUGGACGGAUAUCACCCCAAGAAUCAAGGUGCCCCCAAUGAAGAAGAUGGAGAAUACCAAGUUGCCACGAAAAGCUUCACCACCAAAAGAAGUCCACCAUAAAUGGUUCAAGCACACCUUCUCUUGGUGGUCUCUUUGUUUUCUUCUCUUCUUCCUCCUCCUGAUCCUUUCCUGCUGGCUUGUAUGGAAGCAAAAAGUCCCCGCUUCUCUCGUACUCGGAAACGGCUCUUUAAUAUGGAAAAAAUUUACAACGCUUUGGAACGGGGCGGAAGAAUGCAGCGCACAGUGCAGCCUGGUCCUUCUGGAGAGCAUCCCAGACAGCUUACAGUAUCCGCCUUCAAGUCCUCAAAAUCCCACCAUUUACGAAGGGUGGAUGGAUCUCCUCUCGGAAGCCAACCGCGUGGUGGAAAUCGCAGCUUUUUAUUUUACUCUCCGAGAUUCCGAUUUGCAGAUGGAAGAUUCUUCAGCGAAACAGGGCCUGGAGGUGUUCAAUAUGCUGCGUAGCCUGCCUUCUCGUGGGGUGAAGUUGGAGGUGGCGGUGAAUAGCCCUCAAUCGUCCGAAGAUGACACUGAUGAAUUGACCCGUGACGGCGCAGACGUGCGAUACGUGAAGAUGAAGGAACUGACCGGCGGGAUCGUGCACACCAAACUGUGGGUCGUGGAUCGGAAACACCUCUACAUUGGCAGUGCCAACAUGGACUGGCGUUCCCUUACUCAGGUGAAGGAGCUGGGAAUUGCGCUCUACAAUUGCAGCUGUUUGGCGAAGGAUCUUCACCGGAUCUUUGCCAUGUACCGGAUGUUGGGCGAAGAGGGAGCUUCCUUGCCCACCACCUGGCCCAGGGAUCUGGCGGCUGAAUCCAGCCUGGAGGAACCUCGGAAGGUUCAGCUAAAUGGGCUAGAGGCCCAGGUCUACAUUUCUAGCUCCCCGCCGGCUCUAUGCUCAACUGGCCGUACGCCUGACCUCACCGCCAUUCUGAGCACGAUUGAAGACGCUCAAGAAUUUAUCUAUAUUUCCGUGAUGGAUUAUGAGCCGCAGUGUUUAUUCUGUAAAUCGAAAAGGUUGUGGCCCGUCAUUGAUGACGCCUUACGGAGCGCCGCCUGUGAUAAAGGCGUGACGGUGCAUCUUCUCAUCAGCUGUUGGCCACACUCAAGAGAAACCAUGUUUGUUUUCCUGGAGUCGCUCACGGUCCUGAGAAGGAAACCUCUCCACUGCCCCAUCGAAGUGAAACUUUUUGUGGUUCCCACAAUAGGGAGAGAAAUUCCUUAUGCCCAUGUUAACCACAACAAGUACAUGGUGACUGACCGAGUAGCUUAUGUUGGAACUUCUAACUGGUCUGAGGAUUAUUUUCUCCACACCACCGGCGUUGCGUUGGUUGUCAACCAGAGCAACGUUGCCCCCGAAGCCCAAAGUUACACAUUGCGACAACAGCUAGUGGACGUUUUCCUUCGGGAUUGGGAAUCUCCCUACACCCUCCCACUUGAAAACCACUCACAAUGUCGGAAGCAAUCAAGGGAGUGAGGAGUCUGGCUUGAAGAACCGGCCCUAAGGCCAGGCUCACUCCAUUUCUCGGUCCAUGAGGACCUUCCUUUAAACGUCCUGAGGUUUGGAUGCUCUUGGUGUGUCCCAAAGGUGCUUUUUUUUUUUUUCUCCAAGAGGUUCUUGGUGUGCUUUUAGGAAAAUGUCAGGCUGCUUUUGCAUUCUUAAGCUAUGGCCUUCCCGGGUUGACAAUCUGUCAUCGGAACAGGGGAGGAAACGCAAUUGCUGAUCAUCGUUCUGGGCUCGGAGAAGUUCCCAGGAGCUGAAGGACCAAGUUAGGGACAGAUCAUCAUGGAGAAAAAUCUAUCUAUGUGGUUGCUAAGAGUGGACAGUUGGAUGGAC
This is a messenger RNA of Notechis scutatus (mainland tiger snake), 2397 nucleotides long. NCBI's taxonomy places the organism in Eukaryota, Metazoa, Chordata, Lepidosauria, Squamata, Elapidae. The record is from RefSeq and is a predicted model, not a curated record.